Molecule: messenger RNA, 5197 nt
Organism: Colias croceus (clouded yellow)
Lineage: Eukaryota; Metazoa; Arthropoda; Insecta; Lepidoptera; Pieridae
Product: macoilin
Exons: 14
Coding region: 168-2273 (701 amino acids)
Biological process (GO): neuronal signal transduction
Cellular component (GO): rough endoplasmic reticulum membrane
Source: RefSeq, a predicted model, not a curated record
GCAAAAAGAGCUUGCCGAAUUUUAUUCAUCUCCCUCGUAAAUUCAGGACGUAGGCUGAUUGACAACAAAAAGUGCCAUUGAAAACAUUUUAAUUUAAAUGUUUUUCUUUAGAUAAGUGCUGUGAAACAGGAGCCUGUAUUCGUGAUUUACACGGUGGAGGAAAAAAUAUGAAGAGGCGAAAUGCCGAAUCUGGCAAAAUGCGGCGCCCUAUAAAGCGCACAAAAAUACCCGAAGGAAUGUAUGGAAAUUCAAUUACCUAUGUAAAGUUCAUAAUGUCUUGGGCAAUAAUAGUAGUAGCUGAUUACAUGUUGGAGUUCAGAUUUGAGUUUCUCUACCCAUUCUGGAUAUUGCUCAGAGCACUUUAUGACUCUUUCAAAUUUCAGGGUCUUGCAUUUACAAUAAUAUUUUUAUGCAUGGCACUGACGUCAGACAUGAUAUUUUUUUUUGUGAUACCGUUGCAAUAUAUAUAUUUUUUAGCCGGUACCUAUGUGUGGGUACAAUAUGUGUGGAAUAUAUUCGGCGAGCGCGGUGUGUGCGUGCCGACGGUAGCGCUGUGCUGCCUGAUCGUAUACACGGAGGGCGCGCUGCGCGGGCGCGGCUCGCCGCCCGACGUGUGGCGCCCGCUCGCCGCGCACUGCAUCGGCUACCCCGCCAUGACGUUCGGCUUUGGGGUCAAGUCGUAUGUCAGUCAGCGGUUGCGGCAGAGGCGGCAGCGGCAAGUGCGAGCAGAAAAUGAAUUCUACUUUCAGUUGUUGAGGGAUGCGCUGCCGGAAAGCGCUCUUGAACAAAAUCAGCAAAGCAGUAAAGAAGAGCGCGUGCCGAACGGCGGCAAUACAAACGUGGGUGUCGCGGGGGGAGGUGGGGGGGCGGGGGGCGAGUUCCCGAACGAGGGGCGGCUCAACGGCUCUGUACGACGCCGCUGUAAGGAGCAUAAUGGCUGGCAUGAGCACGCGCAGCUGCAUGUUAAGCUAGAGAAGCUAGAGAAGCACCUCGCGAGCCGGGAUCGCGAGAAGGCAUCUCAAAAUGGCACUGCGCAUUCACACACAACAAACACACCGCAACAUGCGCACGCGCAUACAAAUGGAUGCGCUAAGGGUGCUGGCGCGCCGGAUGACGAACGACAUGAUAAAGGUAGUACAAAAACAAAAUGUGAAAAGAAAGAGGCUAGUACAGUAAGAGAAGAAAAGAGAAAAAAUAGAAAUAGAGAUAAGGAUAAGGAGAGUGUUGAUAGUCAUAAGAGCACAGAACAGUCAAAAGAACAUAUACUUAAAGAUAAAGAAUUAGAAAUAAAUACAAAAGAAUGUCAAAAGAGUAAUAGAGAUAGUAGUAGUAAUAAAGAGAAGGAGAAAGAAAACAAAGACAGAGAAAAAGAGAACAGAGAAAGGGAAAGAGAGAAGGAACGUGAAAAGGAGAGAGAAAGAGAAAAGGAGAGGGAGAACAAAGAAAGAGAGAAGGAAAAGGAAAGGCGGGAUCGCGAAGAGAAGUUAGCGCGCGAAUGCAGCGAGGAACUCAAGCGUGUUCGCGCGGAACUGUCCGCGGCGAAAAGCAGCGAGGCCGAGGCGAGGCGGGCACUCGCCGCGGCUGCUGCGGCGGAGCGGCAACGUCGCACUGAGCACGCGCAGUUGAAACAUGCGCACGCGCAGCUGCAGCACAAAAUGUCAACGUGGCGGAGUACAGAGCGAGCGGCGCAGGAGCGGCGGCUCAGUGAGGAGCGGCGUGCGCAGGCGCAAUGUAAACACGCCAAUGGCGAGUGCGAGAGCGUACGGUGCAGGUCGCGGCUGAGCGCGCAGGAAGCGGAAGCUGCGGCACUGCGCCGCGAGCUGCAGCGUGCGCGGGAACGAGCUGACCGCCUGCAGCGAGACCUUUCGCAUGCCGCCGACCAGGUGCGAACGCUAGAAGCGCGGCAGGAAGAAUCGGACGCAGCAGGCGCAGGCGCAGCAGCAGCAGCGGCGGCUGCGCAGGCGCACGCGUGGAACGCGUUGCAGGAACGAGCCGCGCAUUUAGAGCGCUCGUUAUCUGCAGAGACGAGGGUCAAGUUGGAUCUGUUGUCUGCGCUAGGGGACGCUAAGCGGCAUAUGCAUAUACAGGAAGGUUUAAUAUCAAGACAAGAAAAAGAAAUAGAAGAACUGAAAGCUCAAAUGCUAGCAGUCAUGCCGACGGAGUUCGUUACGCCAGUCUCCGGAACAGUGUCAAAGUUGCGGCUAAGCGAUGGUUCGCCGCUCGAUCCCAACGCGUCCGUUUACACACCAAAACAACUAUGUUCGGAUGCCUAAACAACACAUGGACUAUAGUGCUUCUAAGAUCUACAGAGGGGCAUUGCAAGUCAUUACCAUGAAGAAACAUCUGGAAAAAGUGCAAAAUGUUGAAAAUUGGACGUUAUAACCCGUCUUGAAAGUGAAUGAAUUGCAAUAGUGAAAUGUUGAUAAAUAAUAGAAUCGUGAAUGGUGUUCAGUGUUGUUACAAGGUUAACCUUUGGUUCUGUUGAAGUGACCGUUCAAGAUAUCUAAUGUACAAGUGUCGCAUUGCUCUUGAAAAUAUUUCAAUGUGACGUCACACUGUUGACGGUUGUAUUUUUUAACGACUCGGAAUUAGUGGAUGUUUGAGCGGAGACCUUUUUGACUGGCAGGUUUUUAUUUUUUCUACUAGAUUAAAAUGUCAUCAGUAUUUUUUGGGUUUCUUAAAAAUUUGCAGAUGCAAUAUGUCGGAUUUAAGGACGAUUUUCCUAUACUAUCAGUAUUAUUUAUGAGAUUAUAGACAAACAUGCAUUUAAAUUCUUCAUUUAAAUAUUUGAAACAUGCAAUUGUGUGUCGUAAGAAACUAAACUGGCAUUAUGGCAAAAUAACAUUUUUUAUUUCUUAAAAUAUCAAAGGCCAGCAAAUCCGUCACCGCUCCAAUAUCAGCCCUAAAGUAAAGACCGAGCUUGGACCGCCUGAAAACGCCUCACCGACAUCUGUAUGGGAGAUUCACUGAUCUCAAUAUUUGUUUCUCUAUAGUUUCUCACUUGGACCCCCAUACAGGCAUCGGUGAGACAACGAUACCGUGUUAAAGAGCGUUUAUUUUUUCAUUGAUGAUAAGAUUAUUCGUCCGAUAUCCUUUGUACGCAUAAUACAUAAAUACCCUCGGAAUAAGUUAGGUACAAAUACGUAUUAAACUGCGCUAGUCAUAGUAUUUUUUUGGAGAUAUUUGAACGAAUAAUUUUACCGUUCGUUCAGUCCUUCCAUUCGCUCGCUGCUGAGUUUUUAUUUUAUUCAUGUGAUAAAUUGUACAAAAUGAUCUGAUUCGUGUUUUUUCUAGUUCUAAUAAUUACUUGGAUUCUUUUUUGUUACGGCGUAGCGUCGCUCGAGCGUUGGUUCUAGAUAAGUCAAUGAAGUACAAAAUCGUUUUGUCCCAUGACAAGUAAAUACUCUUUAGAGAUAUACUUUUUUAUCUCUAGCCGAAAUGGCGUCUCAAUUGUUUCGUUGUUGUAACGUUAGUACUAGUGAUUAAAAAGGUCCUUACAAAUUUAAGAGCUUCAUUGAAUAAUGAGAAUAUAACUUUUUGAUACUACUUUUGUAAUGUGUAAGCGAUUCGUAAUACAUUGAAGCGUUUCGUUAAGUAAUAUGACGUCAUCAUGAAAAUCAAAAGUAAGACAAAAUUUCAUACUGGAGCGAAAUGUUUCAAUGUGUUAGCGGGUAUACUUAGGAAAUUAUACAUUCGUUGUUUUAAAUUUUAUUACGACGAUGCUUUGUUGGGACGCUACGCUGAUAAUAUUGUUGAUAAAAAACGGGGGAAACCAUGACAGUGACGUUUUUAGUUUUGACACCUGUCAGUUAAAGUUAUGCCAUCGUUGCCAGACCGAAAUAUGGUUGUUUAUGAAAAAAUGUGGACGAGGCUUAAAUAUUAUUUUUUUCUCUCAAUCUGACGCAAAAUUUCUCUCAGUCGAAGGAGAGAACAUAAUUACUCGUACACAUUUUUAUCCAUACUUACAUACAUUGGAAUACAGCACAUGGUUCCUCGAAAAGUUAAAUGCAUAGAUACAUUUUAUUUUUGGAAUGUUGGCAAUACUUUUUCCACACAAACGCUAAAAUUCUUUAAAAAAAGAUGUGCAUUUGAAAAAUAUGUGGCUGUUUGAAACUAACAUGCAAUACCUGUGGCAUUAAUUAAUAAUUUAUAGGGAAAUGAUUUUUUUCUCUGAGUUGGGAGGUCAUGUUCGUAGGUUUAUUUUCCAAAGUACUGAAUUGAGCUUUAAUUCUAAAUCCUAAAUGUGCAAAUUAAUUUUUAAGAUAAUUUUUAAUAGAUAUUGCAUGUUAGUGUGGCCGUGGUUGUUUUAAGGCGUAGUACACAUGGGCGAAUCUCACAUAAAAUUUAAAUUCCCUUUUCUUCUUUCCAAAAAUACAACUAACUUUAAUCUUUUCUAUUUGCUACUUCUAUGUUCUUGUACUAUUCUAAUGGACUAAAUAUUUUCAUGUUAGAGAUUCGCUAAUAAGUACCGCCUACUUUGAGAUUACGCUUCCAUAAUUUCUUCCAUUCUUUUUUCGCAUUUACUAAUUACUUAAACAAUUUAACUCUAUUGUUUCGUAGACUAUGAUAAUUGUAAUGUCCGAUCAAGGAUAACUUCUAAAAUAUUUUUAAUUUAAGUUUUUGAUACAAAAAUGAUGAUUUGAUGUUUAAUUUUACAAGUAAUGACUAUUGAACUGUAGAUUUAACGCACAUUCGACGGAAAAUCUAAAAUAACACGUAUUACAUACGAGAUUGUGACAUUUUUUGUUCUCCAAUCUAGUCUUGACUACUGCCAAUUUACACCUCACGACAUGUCGUGUCGGUCACAAAUAUCGUACGUCGGAAGAAGUGUGAAUUGGCCUAUUUAUACGCUAGGUUUAGAAUUUUUUAACAUCAAAUGCGCACUGCCCUCCAAAUACCAAGUUGAUCUUCCGUUGUUGAUAUUUUUUUUUUUUUGAAAAACAUCGGAUUGGUUUGUGUUUAAGUACUUAAAUAGGUUUAAGUUUAUUUUUUUAAGAUUUCGAACGUGGAUCAUAGACGUCAGCAGCAUAGACACGGAUAUAUUUUUUCAUGAACAAUAUUAAAAUGACCUGAGCGCGAAAAGGGAUUAAAAAUCGUACAAGUGAUUGAUUUGGAUCUUCACUAGUGAAACAUAAGCGGUAAUGAUUGUUUGUAUUAUAAACGGAUGCUGUAACAGCAAUAAAAAAUCAGACUUGCA